Protopolystoma xenopodis is the source of this 960-nucleotide messenger RNA. The record is from the annotation of a GenBank genome assembly. Lineage: Eukaryota; Metazoa; Platyhelminthes; Monogenea; Polystomatidea; Polystomatidae.
AUGAGUACAAUUGUCAGCUGUCUUGUUGGAUACAAUUCCCUCAGCUUCACCUUCGUAUCUGUUCACACCCCCCUCACUCGGUCUCAUCUCUCCGUUUCGGCUUGGCCGUCCAGAUGCAACGUCUGUCCGUACACCUUUCCAUGGCAUGGCGACCUCACGGAGCAUUUGCGACUGGUGCACGGGGUUCAGAAGUCGCGGGAGACUGCGCGCGGCGGCAAAGCCGGUAGCUUCCGAUGCAGCCAUUGUAAAUACGUCGCCAAGUACCAAAGUGAAUUGCGUCGCCACAUGCGACUUCACUGGGGCGUCAAGCCUUUCAAGUGCAUCUUCUGUCCCUACCGCAGCGCUUGGAAGGGGGACUUGAAACGGCAUAUGGAGUCGCAUCAUCGCGAAUGCUUCUCCUCAGAGGCUGAGUUGGUCAAGAUCAUGGCCCAAUUCCGCAACAACGCCGGUACCACCGUGGACGAGAGUCAGCGCAUCCGACCAAGCAGUCCGGCGGCCGCCGACUCGGCCAGUCUGGUCACUUGCGCCGAGGUCCAACAGGCCAGAAGCUCGUCCGGUUACUCGACCACCGACGUCAGGCUCAACGAAGAUGUAAUGCUUCGUGGUGAAGCGUCACGACACCAACGCGACCAUUCAGCCAGUUGCCUUGCCGAUGCUGCGUCUGGUGGUGGUGACGAGGACACCGAGACGGCCGAAGAUCUCCGCUGCGCCUUCAAAGCUGCUCCCGGUGAGUCUUGUCAUGAUGCGCCGAUGUCUGUCCUCAUCUCUGGCCUCCUGUUACCACCGUCACCGUCGUCAGAUUUGCUGCCACAGGCACCACCGGCUCCACCACCAGCACCACCAGCACCACCAGCCUCGUCUCGAGAGGCCUUUUCUUCGGGCUGGGUAAACCAGGUGUGUAAUUUUUCAUUUUUUUCAUUUUUGUAUUUAUUCCCUCAUUUCAUGUGUAAGCUAUUCUGA